Stomoxys calcitrans (stable fly) is the source of this 12812-nucleotide messenger RNA. RefSeq names its product RNA-binding protein squid (gene sqd). Gene Ontology annotation, cellular component: nucleoplasm. The transcript has 6 exons. Gene Ontology annotation, molecular function: RNA binding. Lineage: Eukaryota; Metazoa; Arthropoda; Insecta; Diptera; Muscidae. The record is from RefSeq and is a predicted model, not a curated record. The coding region runs from base 189 to 1091 and encodes 300 amino acids. Gene Ontology annotation, biological process: regulation of gene expression.
CGUUUUCUGUCUUUUCCGGCCAUUGUAGUCAUCAGCUUUACCGCUCGUGUCGUCGCAAAAAUUGGGAUUCGGACUUUGACAAAUACAGAAAAGUAUAUAGUGCAGUUUUUUUUUUACUCUCAGAAAGUGCAAACGUUUUAACUAAAUUCAAUUCAUUAACUUUAAAGUAAAAUAAAUUUCAAUACACAAUGGCCGAUAAUAAAAACCAGGAUUGUGAAAUGAAUGGCGAGGACUUUUCCCAAGACGUCAGCGCUUCUAAUGAAAAAGAAAAUGGAGGUAGCACCGGUACCAAUGGAAAUGAAUCUAAUGCACGCGAUGACGACAGAAAAUUGUUUGUUGGCGGUUUAAGCUGGGAAACUUCGGAAAAGGAACUCCGUGAACACUUUAGCAAGUUUGGUGAAAUCGAAAGCAUCAAUGUUAAAACUGACCCACAGACUGGACGUUCUCGUGGUUUUGCAUUCAUUGUCUUUGCAACAACAGAUGCCAUUGACAAAGUAAAUGAAGCCGGUGAACAUGUCAUUAACAAUAAGAAGGUUGAUCCCAAAAAAGCUAAAGCCCGCCAUGGCAAAAUCUUCGUCGGUGGUUUGACAACUGAAAUCAGCGAUGAUGAAAUCAAGACCUACUUUGGUCAAUUUGGCAAUAUUGUGGACGUAGAAAUGCCUUUCGACAAACAAAAGUCGCAACGCAAAGGUUUCUGUUUCAUUACAUUUGAUUCGGAACAAGUUGUAACUGAAUUAUUAAAGACACCAAAACAAAAAAUUUCCGGAAAGGAAGUAGAUGUUAAGCGUGCCACACCCAAACCAGAAAAUCAAAUGAUGAUGAUGGGCGGACGCGGCGGUCGUGGUGGUAUGCGAGGAGGACGUGGUGGUUACGGACGUGGUGGUUAUGCACAUCAAUGGUCUGGUGGUCCCGGCGCAUACCCCUCUUAUGGUAACUACGGCUAUGAUGCUGGUUACGGCGAUUACUACAGUGGUGGCUAUUACAAUGGCUACGAUUAUGGCUACGAACCAUAUGCAAACUAUGCAAACAAAAUGAAGAAAGUUAAUGUGUUGUAUAAAAGAAAAACGCCAAACCAGAAAGUCACAUUUUAAGAGACACAGACAAAAAAACAUCAUCUAUGCCAUGCCCCACCUACUACCACACAAGCAAAAACGGAAAAAUCUGAAUCCCCCCAUAACCAAAUCCAACGCACACAAUAGUAGAGAAGAGGAACAAAUCCAAUUCCUAAAAAUAAUUGCAAACUAACGAAGUUGUUGACAACCUAAAGGCAGUAGUCGUCUUCAGCGGUUAGUCCUUACUUCCACACCCCCUUAAUUUGUUCAAUAUUCUGAUGAUGAUUAUGAUGAUUACUAUUAUUUUCUUUGAUAUUUGAUUAGAGAUGUUCAUCUUAUAUAUACAAACCUAUAUAUAUAUAUACAUUGUACUCUUUAAACAUUUUGUUUGAUUUUAGAAGAAAAACAAAAACAAAUCUUAGACAAGUUUAAAGCAAAACGUAAUUAUUUUUCUUUCCUGUAAUGAAAGUUUUUUUUAGAAAUUAAUAUACAUACUCUUAUAUUUUACACGUAUCAUAUAAUUUUUGUUUUAAUUAAAACAAACAAAAAAAACCAAACUUGUUUCAAUAUUGCUUAAAAUUAAAAUUGAAAAAAUUCGAGAGCAUCAUUUCCAACGUAAACGUAAAAGUAAUAAAAUCCGAUUUUUUUUAACAAAACAUCGUGAACUGACGAAGCUAUAGUGUGUUAAAAACAUAUAUAAAACUAAUCAUCGAGGCGUGUUUUGAUUAUUUUCGAUGGACGAUCAUGUUAAUAAUCCAGAGACGUGCCAAUUUAUACAACGCGUAUCUCAAAAAAGAAAACAAAAAGAAUAGGCAAAGAAUAUGAAGAGCGAAAAAGAAGAGAAAAAUAGUAGAAAAGAAUUUGCGGAGAAAAAAUUACAAGAAAAGAUAGGAAAUACAUAUAGAGGGAUAGCAAAGCUGUGUAUGUUUAUAAAACUUAUAUAAUAGGCCCAUAGGCAGGAUUUUAUUUAUACCAAAAUUCUUACAUUUGAUCAUAUGAUUUUUGAACAAUUUAAAUCUAAGGUUGAGAAAAUAUAUUCUAUAACUAUAAGGAGUAAACAACCCCCUAAUAGGAAAAUUGGACAAAAAGUUGAAAAAAGUCAUUGAAAAAUAAACCAAUACAGAAUUGGUAUAUCUGGUCAAAUAUUUCUACCAGUUGUACUUAUUUAUUUAUACAUUGUAACCAGUUUUGUUUCUUCCUUUUGUUUAUAAUGACAUUAAUCACAAUAGUCGCCACAAUCAAUUACUGCUGCCGAACAAUUAUUCACAAUAAAGCCUUUAUUGGAUCAACAGUAUGGCUGAGGCGCCAGCCCUUGCCGUUGAAGAACUUCAUCGGGUCAAUCCGGUACGUACAGCCGGCUGCCAUGGGAUUGAUUAGAUGGUUAACUGUUUCAAGCUAUUUCGUAGAAUAUAUUUUCAAUAUAUGUUGAUGAAGUCAGGGCCGGUAAUACCGCAAGCGUGAAUGUAUAAACCCGUAAGAAAUAUAUCUAUUGUGAAUUAUUUAUUUCUUUUUAGAAAGAGAAUUAUUUAGAUCGUUCAUAGAUCAUUCAAUAAUAGACAUUAAAAUGGAUAUAAAAGUAGUUUGACAUGCAUUAAAAACGAGAUGAAAUUUUAUUAGAUACGAAAGCGCACCCAAUAAUGUAUGCGGCAAUUCGGCCUCAGUUUUUCAAUUAAUGAGAGUUUUUGAGUUUUGCUAGGGCAAUAUAUAUGUACAACCAUACCUCAGAGUGCCAAACAGUUUUUAUUAGCUUUCAAGCUUGGAAGUGCCUUUAGGUGAUAUGGAGACUUAAAUGUGGACAUUUAACAAUUUUCCAGUCUAAAACCGUUUAAUGCUGGUCUUCUUACACCUUUCUUUAAUCUCCGAAUCCAAAAAUGUACUUCCUAUAUCUUUUCUUAUUAGUAGUCUCUCUCCAAGAAAAACUUUGAAUUUACUUUUCUCAUGAAAGCAAUUUUAUUGCUCUUUAACACCAACAUAAUAACCCUCAAAAAUCCCUAAUAUACAUAGUUAUUUAUUUUAUAAAUAUUUAUUAUAAUAACCAUAAGCAUUUGGCUUAAAGCCAAAUAAAAAAACAAACAAACAAAAAAGCCUUUUGCGCCACUUUGACAAGAGAAAGUGGUCACAUUUUAGAGGAAUUAUAUGUUAUAAUUUUUUUUAUAACAUAUUUUUUCAAUAUAGGACAUAUUUGAUAUUCUAGUAAGCGAGUGAAUGAAGAAGAAAGGAGAGCAAUGCGAGCAUAUAUUUUUUUAUGCAGCAAGAAGAGUUUUAGACAUGAAACAUUUUUUUGUUUUAUAUAUGAUGAAUAAAAGCAGCGGGGGUGCCAUAGGAGGAGAUUGCAAAGAGAAAUUGUAAAACGUUUACUGUUUGUUACGAACAAAGAAAUAAUUUCUUAUUUUCCAAGAAAUUUCAUAAAGAUUAUUACAGAAAAGGGAUGCCACCAACCCGCUGCAAACAAAACUAUACACAUUACACACAACCCAUACCAUACCAUAUAUAUUUUUUUGUAGAAGAACUUGCUUUUUUCCUAUAAUGAGAGACUUAAACAAAUUGAGCGAGUUAUAAGUCAAGUAUAAAGUGCAAUACUAAGAUCUCUGAAGAAUACUACAUAAACACACACACAACAUACACAAAAUUAAGACCAGAAAAGAAUUAGGUCUUGGGAGAGAAGCAUAGUUUUUACUGCGAAAAAGUAAAGAAAACCUUUUAUUUGCCUUGGGACAAUUGUUGUAAAAUCUGUCAAAAAGAAAAGUCUUAAACGUUUUUUUCUAUUUUACCGUAACAACACACACACACACAGGCAGGCAUAUACAUUUUAUUUACUUAGUCCAGCAAAUAUUUACUUUUUUAGCGUUCAAUUUCAAACAAAAAUUACGCGUGUUUGCGGCGUUUUAAGUUUUUUUUGUUGUUGCUGUUAAAAAAAAAACUAGAAAGAACACACUUCGUCAAUUGAAAACAAAAUAAUACACCAAUGUUCCAAAAAGCCUAAGAAGAAGAAGAGUGGGACAAAAUGCCUCUUUCAUAUGGUAGACAACCAAAACAAUGGUUCGCAGAAUUUUAACAUAAUUUUAAAAAGCUUAAUCUACCAAAAAAUUAAGAUUAAAAGCAAAUUUGUUUGAAUUAGUUUGAUUCGACUGUUUUUAGUUUGAGUUUGAACCUAGUAGCAUUUGGAGUUUACUAUUCUCAAUUUAAACCUCCCGGUUUGGUUGAACCUCUUCUUGGCUAGUGGCUUUUUGAUCGGUACUUCCGCGUGGUGUUGACUUUUAAUGCUUGAUAAAAUAAAUUUUAAACAAGAUUUGAAACAUUUUUCUUAAAUAAAUAUCUUUAUUAGAUUUCUUAAUUAAUUUCUAAACAGGCACAGUUCAUUAAGGGAAAACCAAAAAAGGUGUUAAAAAUUGAAAAUAAAGGCGCAGAAAAAGGCCAAAUAAGUCUUAUUUAUCUCGUCUAUUGAACAGAUUGACUCUUUUUUAGCAGUGCCCUUUAGUUAAAAUAUGUGUAAUUUUAAAUAUUUUUUCUAUUUUUUUUUUGUCUAUACUAUAUUGAUUAUAAAUAAUCUUUGAUUUAAUUAAAUUUUAAAAGUAUAUGUUAUACCCAAACCCCAUUAUUAUGUAACACUAUUAUAAAAUCGAAAAACCAACUAAAUUAAAUAUUUUAAAUAACACUCCCUUGCAUGUUUCUCAAUGUUUAUUUCCUUGGAACAAAAAAAACCUUUUAAAUUUUAAGUUUGAAUAUAAAAAAUAAUGAAAGAGGAAUUGAAAUAGCCGUUAUUUCGAUAAUUAUUAUCUUGUAAAUACAAGAAGAAUUAUUGUAAUAUCGCCCUGUCUUGAAUAUUUCUUGCUUUUGUAUAACAGCAUUUUCAUUACUUGUUAUAUUAUUUUUUUUUAUAGAUAUAUAUAUAUAUAUACUUUCAAUAUAACAAAAAACAAAAAAAAAAAAAACAUUGUAAUACCGAGUUUUCAAAUGUUUCGCCUCACAACACACCAUUUUUUAAUUAUUAUAUUCUUUACCUACCCCCCCGAAUACUUCUUUUCAAAAAUAUUGUUUAAAAACACAAAUGUUUUCGCUUAAAAUUUUUAUCCAAAUAAGUUUAAUUUUUUUCUUAAUACUUUUUAACCUGGUUUUGUGGUUAAUUUUCCGUAAUUAAUUUUUAAUCGUAAUACUUAGUUUAACUUUGUUAUGUAGUAGUUUUAAACAUAAUUUUUGUCUUGAAUUAUUUUUUUUUCCUUUUUUAUGAAAACAUAUUAGCAUUAGUUUUUCUUUUUUGAAUUUCCGUUAACUUCUAACCUUCUAAACGUCGUCAUAUCAACAGAAGAGACAAGUAAAGUUGUUUUUAUAACGAUAUAAAUUUAAUUUUUAUUACCAAUUUGUUUUUGUUUUUCUGAAAUCAAAUAAAAAUGAAAAAAGCAUACACUCUGAAUAAUACAAAACACAUAACGUUAAUAGUUGAGAUAAAAUCAAAAAAAAAAAACCUAUAAUAUAUAUACCAUGAAAACCAAAUCCCUUUCAAAAUAUCUAUAAAAUAUAUAUAUGGUGAGGUGAGACAUUAAAACACACACAGAGAAUUAGCAGCAGCAGCACAAGUUAAAAUGAGAGAACGCCGCGAGCCAGUUUAGCACGCGUCGCUUCCCCUCCUUUUGCUCUGCCUAAAAAAACAAAAACACCAUUCUUUAAGAUCAAAGAUCAUUUGAACGCUAAAUUGUUGUGUGGAAAAUAAGGUACAAAAUCACAAAUAUUGUCAAAAUGCAUUGAGAAAACAUGAGAAAGUUUUGCAUCAAAAUUCUUGCUAAAUAAGAGAAAACAGUGAGAGAGAGAUAGUGAUGAUGCAGUCCAAAUAUUUUUUAUAAUAAACAAUGAGUUUCUGAAUAGAGCGCCGGCCGCAUUUUAGCGCCUAAAUUCGUUUUUGCAAAAAUGGUGAAACAGAAAAACGCAAAUAUUUUAUGUCAAAUAGUUUCUCUACUAAACAAACAAACAUCUUAUCAUUGUUUUUAUAUAUAAUAUAUAUAAUGCAACAAAAUGCCUUUAAAAUUCUUAUAAUUAGACACAUGUGUAUGUAUUUAAAAAAAAAAAGAGCAAAUAAAAGUGAAAAAAAACAUAAAACAAUCAUCUCUUUUGGUUUCUCAUGUUGUGCUUGGAAGAGGCGGCGGCAAUCAUUAAAAGAUUUUCAUCUUUAUUUUCCCCAUAACAAUAAAUGUGUGUUCCAAAUUGAAAUCUGAAAUCUUAAUUUAAGAACGGCCAGAACAAACUAAUGGAUAUAAAUGCAAAAAUUUUCUACCAAAGCGAAAUCAUGCACAAGGUAAAUUUUUGAUAAUUGUGUUUCUGAUGUAUAUACCUAUAUAAAGUGCCUGCAUUAAAAUCAUUAAAUUAAAAAAAGAUAACUUCCAACUAAGGAUACACUCGGUAACUCCAUUACGAUUAAAAUGUCUCGUGGUCUUUUAUCGUUAAGAGAAACCAACAAGAGAACACAGUCACUCCCAAAUCUCACAGAUUCUUUUGCUGCAAAUUUUAGUGGGCUUUCUGACCAAGCAUUGCGAAAUUUACAUAACGAUGGUUUAAUAUAAAGAGGGCCCCAACUCAUUUUAUUUUUAUUCUGGAAGACAAAAUGAAAUACCUCUAAAUUUCUGGUCGAUACAACUACAAAUAACGGAUUUAUAACGAUUUACCAAAAAAAUACUAAUUCAAGUUUUUCCCUUCUCCUGUAAAGUAACAAAAAAAUCAGUAAGGAAAGGCAAAUGUCGGGCGGAGCCGCCUAUAUAAUACCCUACACCUACCCUACAAUUUUAAAUUCGGGCAAUAUAUAAGAAUAUAUGUAUAAGAGAGCUAUUUCUAAAUCUGAAUCGACUUUCAAACAGAACGUUUGAAAAUUGUUACUGCGGUCAAAUAAGUGCAAAUCUGGCGAUAAAUAUGUAUGGGUACUACAUCCAAAUUUUAACCGAUUAAGAUCGGUUACAAAUUGUGUUUAUUACACUCAUAUAAGUGUAAAUCGUGCGAUACAUAUACACGGGAGCUAUAUCCAAUUCUGAACCGAUUUUAAUUAAAUCUUGCAAGUAUGUUAUGAUCAGUAACAAAACAAUUCACGCCAAAUUUUGUGCAGAUUGGUUAAAAAUUGUAGUAACUACGUCCAUUUAGGUGCAAAUUGGGCGAUACAUAUAUAUGGGAGCUAUAUCCAAAUAUGAACCGAUUUUGGUGAAAUCUAGCAGAUAUGUUAGGAUCAAAAACAAAGUUAUCCUUGCCAAAUUUUGUCCAGAUCGGUUGAAAAUUGUAUCUACUACGGCCAUUUAAUUGGAGAUCGGGCGAUACAUAUAUAUGGGAGUUAUAUCUAAAUCUGAAACGAUUUUGAUGAAAUUUUAAAGAUAUGUUUAGGUCAGUAACAAAACAUUCCGCGCCAAAUUUUGUACAGAUCGGUUGAAAACUGUAGCCACUAUGGCCAUUUAAGUGCAAAUCGGGCGAUACAUACAUAUGGGAGCUAUAUUUUAAUCUGAACCGAUCUUGAUGAAAUUUUGCAGAUAUAUUAAGAUCAGCAAAAAAAAAACGAUACGUACCAAAUUUUAAGCAAAUCAGUUGAAUGUUGUAGCUUCUACGGCCAUUCAAGUGGAAAUCGGGCGAUACAUAUAUAUGGGAGCUAUAUCCAAAUCUGAACCGAUUUUGAUGAAAUUUCGUAGAUAUGUUAAAAUCAGUCAGGAAAAAAUUCGUCCCAAAUUUUGAGGAGAUCGUUUGAAAAUUGUAGUUACUACGACCAUUUAAGUGCAAAUCGGACGAUACAUAUAUAUGGGAGCUAUAUCUAAAUCUGAACCGAUUUUUACCAAAAUCAAUAGCGUUCGUCCUUGGGCCAAAAAGUGAUAUGUGCAAAAUUGUGAUCGUGAUGAUUGGAUGGCAAAUACGACCUACACUUUGAUUACAAGAAUACAUGGACUCACAGACGGACAUGGGUAAAUCGAAUCAGAAUUACUAAGUCGAUCGGUAUGCUUAUCAAUGGGUCUAGCUCUUCUUCUUCUUAGCGUUGCAAACAAGUGCACAAACUUAUAAUACCCUGUACGACAGUGGUGGUGUUGGGUAUAAAAAUCGGGUUAGACCCUUUUCAUAUUCAGCUCUCGAAGGAAAACAUCAAUUUAUUACCGACCGAUAAAUAACGAAAAGAAACUGACUGACUUUCGUGGGGAAUGAUACCUGAGACAAACCGACAGCUUGCUGCGCCGUUAUCACUGUUAGAAUGUUAUACGUUUAGAUCGCACAAGAGUCGGGGUAGGGUCUGCGCCUGAACUUCUCUGGUCUUUGGUAGGAGGUUGCAUAUCAUUGGGUCCUAUGGACGGACAUCCAAGAACAUACUACUCGUUUUCAGUUUACCGCUUAUAGACCUGAAUCUCUCGCUCUGCCGUCGAGAGCUAGUCGCUCAGUUUACGAGUCCACACUGGCACUGGUGUGUCCUGCCAAUAUGUUUUUGUCUGCAACCUAAAUCCUGCUGGAAAGAGAGAAUGGAUCACCUAAUUUUUCCUUCGGACUUUGACACAAAAUACAGGAGCACUUGUAGGCUAUCAAAUGUGAAACCAAGUUUUUUUUUGUGGGUUAGUUAGUGGUUGGGAAUCGUUAUGCCAUCGACUCUCAGUGACACUAUAGACAAAAAUGCAAACUUCUCACAUAUCCAUGAGUGCUCUCCGAUUCAAGUUAAGCUCAAUGAUAAAGGGCCUCCUUUUUAUAGCCGAACGGCGUGCCGCAGUGCGACACCUCUUUGGAGAGUUGCAGCUGCAGUUGGGAAAGAGGAUAGAUAGAGGUUAAACAGUGCCAUGCAUAUGAACUCACCUUGGGGAGUUCCUGUUUAUCCCUAAAUACAACAUACGACUCGUGACCACCACAUGUAAUUCACAAUUCAACAUUUCAAUUCCGGCUGGAGGGACAUGGAGGCAUUGGCAACAUCCUGAAAUUUCGUGUAUUUACCAAAAUGCGUCUUCGGCCUAAAAAUAAUAGUAAUAUGUGAAAAAUUUCGUGGUGAUUGGGUAACAAUUGAGAUCUCCAACUUGAUUAAAAACAAAAUAGGCGGACCAACGGUAUAGAAAGGAAACUGGCACAGAGCACGCCCCAGGGGGCUUUUAUCGCCUCUCCUUUGGGUGACCACUAUAAAUAACCUAUUACGGGUACUGACUGAGGAGGGACUUGAACCCGUCUGCUAUGCAGACAAUGUUAUAAUACUUCUGAGAGGUAAGGAUCCGAACCAACUAUGCAGAAGGGCCGAAAGGGUCUUGCAUAUGGCAUAUAAAAUAUGCCUGUUCACGAGGAAGACGAAGGUGGGCCAAUAAAACAAUUUCGAUAUCUGACAAGUUCAAACACUAAGGAGUGAUCUUGGAUAGGAAAUUUAAGUGUCACAUUCAAGAGCGUACUGACAAGGCUCACAGUUGUUGGGCACUAUGUAGACGGGUCGUAGGCUCGAAAUGAGGCCUGAAUCCGAGGAUAGUCCCACUGGCUCUACAGGAGCGUGAUUAGAUCAAUACUUACUUACGCCUCAGUAGUUUGGUGGACUGCUAUGGAGAAAAAGUGCAACAUAAGGACCAUACAGAGAACAUUUUGUCUUGGCAUAGGCGGAGCAAUGAGGACCACGCACACUAGGCCACUGUAGACUAUUCUAUAUAUCAGACCCAUUGACAUACAGAUUAUGUGUUCGGCAGCCACUGCGGCUAUGAGACUUAAGGCGAUGAGAGAAUGAAUUGAGGAUGGGAGCAGCUCAUACCAUCGCGGUAUAAUAGAGGCGACGAUAGAAACCUGGAAGGAAGGGGAGAGGUUUCCGAUUGGAUACCUGAGACGACACUUGAGGUCGAGUGCGAGGCACUGCUGUCAGCGGCACAGUCUUGGAUUGACGGAACCCCCCUAGUAUUACUAUCUGGAAGAUCAUGUUAUACGGAUGGAUUAAAGCUAGAGGACAGUGUGGGCCUUGGGUCUACAUUGAGAACCCAGGGACUGAGAUAUAUUUUAGAAUGCCUUACCAUAAUACGGCCCUGCAGGUGGAGAGAUCAGGGCGACUACGGAAUGCGUGAGGUGGUGUGGUACUAACGCGAGAACAUCGAGUGUGAUCAUCUUUACGGACAGUAAAAUGGCCAUAAGGGCAAUAACAACCAGGAAGGUAAGGUUGCGAAAAGUCUUGCAGUGUUAGAAGGAGACUAACGCCUUCUAUGAGGAUGGCACAAUCCGCCUCGUUUGGGUGCCGGGCCAUAACAUAGUAAGGGAGAAUGAAAGGGCAGACGAUUUGGCAGUGAAAGUCAGAGAACUGCCGUCAAUAAACUUGGUUAACCCGAAGCCUUUCCGGUCGACGCGUCCGAUUUAAGAGAGUGGGCGACAGCGGCGAAAAUCCUAUGGGGCGAUGCGGAUCGUGAGAGGACGAGGCUAUUACUGAAAGGAAGUAAGAAGGAGGUCAGUAUAACUUUUGGUAUCAUAACGGGAUACAUAGGAUCACUUUUACAAAAGUGAUAGCAUAUAUAAGACAUGUGGGGAAGAUAAGACGUUGGAGCAUUUCCUAUGUCAUUGCCCGGCUUUCGCUACUAGAAGAUAACGGUACUUAGGUGGCAACACAAUACCAGACAUGAACCAACUUAGGGGAGUGGUAUGAAAACAUAAACGGUUUUGUAAGUAGCAGGGAAUUCCUAACUACUAGUUUUGUUUUUUCUUGGUUACUUUUUAUACCCACCACCGUAGGAUAGGGGGUAUAUUCAUUUAGUCAUUCCGUAUGCAACACAUCGAUAUAUCAAUUUCCAACCCUACAAAGUAUAUAUAUUUCGGAUCAUCGUUAAAUUCUAAGACGAUUUAGCGAUGUCCGUCCGUCUGUUGUUAUCAUUCUAAAGCUUUCAAACAUUGACAUAUUGAGCUGAAAUUUGGCACAGAUAAGUUCUUGAACGGGCCAAAUUGGACCAUAUUUGAAUAUAGCUGCUAUAUAGACCGAUCUACCGAUAAAAGGUCGAAUGCCCGUAAAUGCUGAUUUUUUUAUCCGAUUUCGCUGAAAUUUGAAACAAUGAGUAGCUUAAGGCUUUCCGGCAUCUGACCCAAAUAUGGUUCAGAUCGGACUAUAUUUGGAUAUAGCUGCCAUAUAGACCGAUCUGCCGAUAAAGGGUCGUAAGCCCAUAAAAGGUUUAUUUGUUACCCGAUUUCUCUGAAAUUUAAAGGAGUGAGUUAUUUUAAACCUCCCGACAUCUGACCUAAUUAUGGUUCAGAUCGGUUUCUAUUUGAAUUUAGCUGUCAUAUAGACCGAUCUGCCGAUAAAGGGCCUUAAGCCCAUAAAAGCUUUAUUUGUUACCCGAUUUCUCUGAAUUUUUAAGGGGUGAGUUAUUUUAAACCUCCCUACAUCUGACCUAAUUAUGGUUCAGAGCGGACUUUAUUUAGAUAUAGCUACCAUAUAGACCGAUCUGCCGAUAAAGGGUCUAAAGCCCAUAAAUGCCUUAUUUUUUAUCCGAUUUCGCUGAAAUUUAAAACAGUUGUUUUGAGCCUUCCAAUAUCCGACCUUAAUAUGGUUCAGAUUGGUUUAUAUUUGGAUAUAGCUGCCAAAAAGACCAAUAUUUUGUUGUAAAAAUUUGAACAGUGACUUAUAUUUAUUAGACCACUCAAUGUCCGUGCCUAAUUUGAGUGUUUAAGUUAUACAAUUUUCACCGGAUUGUGACGAAAUGGGUUUUACAUAUAUACCCGAGGUGGUAGGUAUCCAAAGUUCGGCUCGGCCGAACUUAAUACCUUUUUGCUUGUUAGUUUUUAGAGCGCACAACAAGGCGAUUGCUGGCUAAGGUGUAUGUUCAUAGUGGCAUAGGGUGGAUCAUUAUCCGCACCCUCUUUUCAACCUAGACUAAAUAUUUAUCUAGAACAUUGUUGUGUUUGAUAUCUGACAUACAAUUUUCGCUUGAACUGGAUGUGCUGUAUAUACGUACAGCCUAUAUACAUAUGUACAAGUAAAAAAUACAAAUUUUGCCCAUGAACAUUCCACUAAGGAACAGGGGCAAACUUCUCACAUAUCAAUGAGUGCAGUUCGAUUCAAGUUUAAGCUCAAUGAUAAAGGGCCUCCUCUCUUUGAAGAGAAGUUUUACAUGGCAUAGUACCUCACAAAUGUUGCCAGCAUUAGGAAAGGAAAAUCACCGCUGAAAAAUUUUUCUGAUGGUCUCGCCAGGAUUCGAACCCAGGCGUUCAACGUCAUAGGCGGACAUGCUAACCUCUGCGCUACAAGUACAGCUAUCUAAUAUUCAACUUGGUUAGAUACGGGCCCGAAUGAUCGAGUACGAUAUCGCAAACUUGGGGCAGGCACCUACUAAGGAGUGCUGUGUUCUUAUCUUUGGAAGUUUCCCAUAAACAUUCACCCUUAUUAUGUCGAAAAUUAGAGUUCAUAUAUCAGUGGUGUUAUGUGCAAUAUAGAGGUGUUUGUUUUUUGAAAUAGAUGAACCAUCUAUAAAAAGAAGCAAUUACAUCGAUGUUGUUCAUAAUACCAAUUUUAGGCAGCCGUAGUCAAAUAUUCAAAUUUGACAUGUAUUCUCAAGCAUCUUAAAAAAAUGUGGUGAUAUAUAGAAAAAUGAUAAAUUUUCUAUAUAGGUACGACUGUUGGCUCAAGCCAAACUUAAUACAUCUUUAACAUGGCGACGACACAAAAGGUAAGCCUUUCAAAGCCUAUAUUGAAGAAAAGUACGGGAUCAAAACAAUCGAUAAUGCCUGUUAAAUGUUUGUGAUAAGGUAACAUUGAGUUUGUUGCCAUGUGUUAAUUAUGUCCCACUUGAUAUAAAUCAAACCAUAAUAUAUUUUAUAGAUUUUCGUAUGUAA